Molecule: messenger RNA, 1555 nt
Organism: Triticum aestivum (bread wheat)
Lineage: Eukaryota; Viridiplantae; Streptophyta; Magnoliopsida; Poales; Poaceae
Exons: 8
Coding region: 135-1340 (401 amino acids)
Source: RefSeq, a predicted model, not a curated record
CAACGAGAUUGGGGGCGAUUUGGAGUUGGCCUAAUAAUAAAGAUGAAAUCGGCGGAACCCCUGCUUGCAUCAUCGUCCAAAUAUCUCGAUCGGUAUUCUAAAGAAAAAAAAAUCUCGAUCGGUAUACUGACGCCAUGACCACUCUGCCCCGCCAUCUCCCCGUUAUUCUCCACCCCCAAACCCGCCGAAACCCCAAAUCGCGCGACCUCUCCAAGAAAUCCAUGGGUGGCGGCAGCGGCGACCUCAGCCCCACCGGCAUCCCCGCCUCCCCUUCUUCGUCCUCAUCGGACUCCCUUCCUCGAGUCUCUGACGGCGACUCCGAAGGGGGCUGCAUCUGCGACGACCCCGAGGUGGAGGCCCUUCUCUACGGCAGCCAAUUUCAGCACCGGUCGCUGCGGGAGGCGAAAGACCUCAUCAGGAGGUAUAAGCCUGGGUACUGGAUUGAAGGAGUUGGCAACACAAAAGGUGGGGAUUAUUUGUUGCCUGAGACCACCACGUUGUUAUUGGUGGGUCCCAGAGGUGCUGGGAAAAGUACACUUGUCAACCGAAUUACACGGGUCUUUGACAAAGAUGACGAUCCUUUUGCACCAGAGCGGGCGCAGGUUUCCUAUAAUUCCAAAUCAAAUGGUACAAGCUUCAUCCGGGAGUAUAAAAUUCCAAGAAAUUCAAACGGUAUAUGUAUUUGUGAUACAAGGAGCUUGUCCAGAAACCCAGAAAAGGAUUUCAAAAUGCUUCAACGUUGGAUGACGAAGGGAGUUAGCCAUGGGGAAAUGGUGACAUGGGAUACUGAUGAUGACACUAAGAUUAAGAACCUCAAAUCAAUGGGGAGGCAAUACAGUUUUUUGCCUUACAAAACCAGGAAGGUCAACUUUGUGAUAUUUGUGGUUGAUGGUGUUUCUAUCCUAAGAUCAAUUGGAAGUGAUAAGAAAGGAUACAUGGAUAUGCUCCGCGAGACAUUUAUGAAUCCAUUCUUAUCUUUUGGAGAUGACAAGCCUGCUGUUGUGGUUACUCACGGGGAUAGACUAUCGUUACAACAGCGUUCCCAAGUUCAGAAUGAGUUAGCAGAGACACUUGCCAUUCCACCCCAACAAAUUUUUGAUAUACCAGGUUCUGAUGACUAUGAAACUGAUAUAGCUGUGUUGGAUAUGUUGCGUUACUGUAUCCAACAUGCUGAGCAGAACUUCUCUAUGAAACUGAAGAAUCUUGUAGAGAUGCAUGGGCGCGAAACCAUCACAGAGAUGAUGGCGCGGUUGAUGGGACUAGAUGCAGUCAUGGAUGCCACCAUUGUUUUCCUAUGCGCCGUAGCCCUUCUGCUUCGUGUAUCAGAUAACUUACUGUAGUGGUAGCUGGUGUUUUGCUAUUGUGGAUUGUAAAUAAAGCUGUGUGAUCAAAGGGAGUGCUCGAGAGUAGCAUAUAUCACUCACGAUAUGCGACACACUUUCUUGCCACUAUCGAAGAAGACGGUGUCACUUAACCGUAUACGAUAUGUACUGUCUGAACAUAUAUAUGUGCAAGAAGCUUUGUACUGCAGUGUAUAGCACUACAGUUUCUGAAA